Olea europaea var. sylvestris is the source of this 1520-nucleotide messenger RNA. Its product is annotated as oxygen-dependent coproporphyrinogen-III oxidase, chloroplastic-like. NCBI's taxonomy places the organism in Eukaryota, Viridiplantae, Streptophyta, Magnoliopsida, Lamiales, Oleaceae. Gene Ontology annotation, molecular function: coproporphyrinogen oxidase activity. The record is from RefSeq and is a predicted model, not a curated record. The coding region runs from base 113 to 1315 and encodes 400 amino acids. Gene Ontology annotation, cellular component: cytoplasm; chloroplast stroma. The transcript has 8 exons.
GAAUCCAUCAUCGUAUCAUAUCCCUUUAUCAGUGUGACCGCUCCAUUUCACUUCAACUCUUCAGCUCACCCCCCGUGAAGUGCGAAACCAACCAACCAACACAACUCCGGCAAUGCUGAUGCUUACGCUCACCGCUUCUUCUUCUUCCGCCGCCGUAUUUCCACUAUCCUCCUAUUUCUCCAUUUCACGUUCGUCCUCAUCCUCUCUCAAUCUUGCUAAUCUAUCAAGAUCAAGCAAGCCCACAUAUCCAUCCGCCGUUUCACUGAAAGUGCUAGCAUCAUCUUCGCCCAUGAUUGAGAAAGAAACGCCCGAGACCCAACGACCCAAAACUUUCCUCAGAGAAACCGACGACAAUCAUUCCCAGAACUCGAAUUCAAAUUCGAAUUCGGUUAGAGCUCGAUUCGAGAAGAUGAUUAGAGAGGUACAGGACAGCGUCUGCUCGUCCAUAGAGGCCGUGGACCAAGGUGGAAAGUUCAACGAAGAUGUAUGGUCCAGGCCUGGUGGUGGUGGCGGAAUCAGCAGGGUUUUGCAGGAUGGUGCUGUUUGGGAAAAGGCUGGUGUCAAUGUUUCUGUUGUCUACGGAGUUAUGCCUCCCGAGGCUUAUAGAGCUGCCAACCCCUUGCAAAAUGGCAAUACUAUGCCUGGUCCAGUUCCCUUUUUCGCUGCAGGAAUCAGCUCGGUUCUGCAUCCAAAGAACCCUUUUGCUCCUACCUUGCAUUUCAAUUAUCGGUAUUUUGAGACUGAUGCUCCAAAAGAUGCUCCAGGAGCACCAAGACAAUGGUGGUUUGGUGGGGGUACAGAUUUUACUCCUGCUUAUAUUUUUGAGGAGGAUGUCAUGCAUUUUCAUUCGAUACAAAAAAGGGCGUGUGACAAGUUUGAUGCUAGCUUCUAUCCACGAUUCAAGAAAUGGUGCGAUGAUUAUUUCUACAUAAAGCAUCGCGGGGAGAGACGAGGUCUUGGGGGUAUAUUUUUUGAUGAUUUGAACGAUUAUGAUCAAGAGAUGCUUCUUUCCUUUGCUACUGAGUGCGCAAAUACUGUAAUUCCUGCGUAUAUACCCAUAAUAGAGAAGAGGAAGGAUAUGCCAUUUACUGACAGACACAAGGCAUGGCAGCAACUGCGUAGAGGACGCUAUGUUGAAUUCAACUUGGUUUAUGAUCGAGGCACUACAUUUGGUCUCAAGACCGGAGGAAGAAUUGAGAGUAUUCUUGUCUCACUUCCCCUAACUGCACGUUGGGAAUAUGACCACCAACCAGAAGAGGGGAGUGAGGAAUGGAAACUGCUGGAUGCAUGCAUUAACCCCAAGGAAUGGAUAUGAGAUUUUUCUAUUAAUGUUGGCUCGUCCUGUUUUUAUUUUAGUUAUUUUCAUAGCAAUGUUGAUAUAGAAAACCCUAGUAGGGAUUGGUAUUUUAUUGAGGUUUAGGCCAUCUCAUCUGUACACAAUGAGGAAAAAUUUGUGAUAUAUUGUGUGCUUCGGUUGUCAUCUUUCAAGAGGGCAUGAAUUUUUUUAGAAUAAUUUAACA